UUCCCGCCUCUCUUUAACGACAACUAUGGCUCAGUCACACUCCCAUGGCGGGAACCCAAACCUUCCACAACCUUCUCUUCUUGCAUUCAGUGUGAUUCCUUCUCCAGAUUUCCUAUCAUCUAAUGGCGCACUGUUGUUUUGCAUUGCUUUGAAUCAUCACCGCAAAAUUUCCAGAGCCAUCAGAGCCUGUGGGCUGCCUGUUGAGAUAAUAUGUGAAUUUAGGGCCGAUUAGUCCAGUUCGAAAAAUGAAGACAAUCAAUCCGCCUUGUGUCCUUACACGCGCUUCUAUGGAUCGCCUGGUACCAGAAAAACCACCAUUUCACUCGCGAUUUACCAUCAGCUAGGUCAAUUGUUACUGUUUUUGAGGCGCCCAAAACUUUACGAGUCCAGAGUUUUGGAGUUGAAUGUAAAUGGUGAUUACUGCAAGGUAAAUAUUGUUUGGACUGAGAUCAAAACCUUUUUGGUGUUGCAGUAGGCAAUGGCUAGCUUCAAUGGGUUAUCUUUGUUCAUUAGUCAAGAUAAUCAUUCUCGAUGAUGCUGGUUCAAUGACUGAAGCUACUCAGGUGUGUUUGAAGUCCAUUUUGGUUGCUUAGCCUCAAGUCGGAGUAGGCGGAGGGACGACUAAUAUGAAGAUUGGUGCUGAACGCGUGGCCGCUCUGUCUAUGUCUCGAUAUCCCAUUCCCAUCUGAGUGCUUUCCUUUCCCAACUAUGAGGAGAUAAUUCGAGUUCAAUUUUUAGAAUGAUGGAAACUGUGUCCAACCCAUGAUCGAUUGAAAAGAAGCAAAAUCGUCCCGAAUCAAUUAUGACAUUGGUUGGACACCAUUGCUUAUAGUAACGCUGGACCAAUGCAGUCUUUCUGUUUGAUAAAGACUAUUUCAGGACAUUCAAGCACGUGAGUGCAAGUGGUUGGUUCUGUAGCACUGUUGAUCAGAAUAUGCUCUCCGAACGUAGGAAAUGACAAAGAAAGUUUUACACGGACCCAAACUGGCUUGGGCUUGCAGACUCAAAUGGGCCACGGACAGAAAAAGCCCAAAAUUGACCAGGUCAACGAAAUGCAGUUGUAUUUUUCUUUUUUAAUUGCGAUCGGCUUGGUUGGGCUUGCAGACAAAUGGGCCACGGACAGAAAAAGCCCAAAUUUGACCAGACCCUCCCAUCUCUGUUCGUCAAUCCGCUUACUACGACAGUCCCACAGAUUUCACUCUCCGAACGUCAAUCAGUUUACUACGUCUCAGUUCCAACGUCUCUCUUCGUUCCUCAUGUCUCUUUCUUCGAAACCCCAAACCCCAAAUCCUCAUGUCUCUUUCGUUUACUACGUCUCAGAUCAUGUCUCUUGAUCACAUCCCUCCGAAACCCCAAACCCCAAUUCACUCCCCCCUACAAUCUUUUCCUGCUUCUCUCAUAAUACUGGAGCGGCCAUUAUCUCCUAUCUAAAGUUUUCCGCUCCGAAGAUGUUGACGGGCUGUGGAGACAUUCGAUUCCACCCCAAUUUCCGUGGCAUAGCUGCCAUCCUGACAUUGUUCGAUAGAAGAGGUUAGUUUCUGUCCUCGAUUACAGAUUUUGAUGACUCAGUUUGUUCUUUUUAUUUCAUCUGAGAAAACAAGAUUCUUAUUAUUGCUUGGGUUUUUGUGAGCUCUGUGAAUUUGGGUAUUGGAGUCUCUGUGGAAUGGAUUGGUGCCACAUGAAGGUAUCAAUGCCUCUGACUUGCUGCUGCGCUGGCAGGUUCUAUUGGAUGUGGCUUGUAUUACAAGCAUUAUAAAUCUAUUGAAGUGUGGGCAUGGUCUAGUCUAGUACAGUCAGAAUCCUUUCUCCUUAUGUCUUCAAGGGACAAACCUUCUCCACUUUGACUUAUAGGAGGUUCUAUUGGAUGUGGCAUGUAUUACCAGCAUUAUAAAUCUAUUGAAGUGUUGGCAAUUGGCAUGAUCUAGUGGGAGGAAGAUUCUCCACUUUUGACGUAUAGUAGUUUUUCGGUGGAGUAGUGCCUCGUGAUAAUGAAGAUCGUGAAAGGCAGACGUUGGCUUCUAUACGGAUCCAAAAAUAGACAUUGUGCUCUGAGAAAACAAUCUCUAUUGUUAGUAGCAGUAAGUUCCGGGAAGAGUAUCAUUGUCUCCCUUAUUCAAAGUUUCUACAACCACAUUUCAAAAUGUUCUAACGAAGUUGAGAUGAUUAAGGUAGCAGAUAGGGCUGGGAGCCAUGAACCUUCACUUUUUCCAAAGACCAUCUAGAAAAAAUAUUCUUUUGGUCGCUUGCCAGUUAUGGUGGAGGAAAGCUUCUUGACUUGCCAAUUCUCUCUGAAGGUUGCAGCAUGUGGCAGUCAGGAGAUAAUUCGAGUUCAAUUUUUAGAAUGAUGGAAACUGUGUCCAACCCAUGAUUGAUUGAAAAGCCAAAGGUUUUAAAGGAAGCUUCCGAUCAUAUUCAACCAAAGACAUCUUGCUUGUUUUUUAAAGGGUGAGCUGCCAGCAUGGUUUUCAGAUUCAUGACAAUGCUUUUGUAAGGAGGACACAUGUAGGGGAAGAGAACAAAGAAGCAAAAUCGUCCCGAAUCAAUUAUGACAUUGGUUGGACACCAUUGCUUAUAGUAACGCUGGACCAAUGCAGUCUUUCUGUUUGAUAAAGUAGGGUCAGACGGUUGAUCCGUGAAUAGUCGAGGUGCACGUAAGCUGUCCAGACAUACGGAUAUAAAAAAAAAAAGAGUUAACCCUACAUUCAAGAACGUGAGUGGUGCAAGUGGUUUGUCCGCAGCACGGUUGAUCAAAAGAUGGUUGAUCAAAAGAUACUCUCCAAACGUAGGUACAGGCUCCAAAUUAUUGACUUCCUUUAUAGAUUUCACUCUAUCACUUGAUAUUUUAAUAUCUUAUAAGUUUUGUUUGUUGUUUUGAUUGCAAAUCAUUCAUAAAACACAGUUAUAAUCUAUUAAAAUAUUUUAAAAUUAAAUCGUAUUAAAAAUAUAUUAAAUUUUAAAAUUAACGUUCCACUGCGUUGUGGAGGAUUGUCCCGAGGCUCCAGCCCAGUCCAGAAGGGGAAUCAUGACCACUCACUCUUAACUCUGCUGUUCCAAUAAUCUCAUUGUUUUCAAGAAAUGACAGAAGUUUUACACAGACCCAAACUGGCUUGGGCUUGCAGACUCAAAUGGGCCACGGACAGAAAAAGCCCAAAAUGACCAGAUCAACGAAAUGCAGUUGUAUUUUUCUUUUUAAAUUGUGAUCGGCUUGGUUGGGCUUGCAGACAAAUGGGCCACGGACAUAAAAAGCCCAAAUUCGACCAGAAUUCGGGACCUAACGAUGGUUGUUCGGUUCGUCACAUAAACGGGAGCAGAUGCGUUGGGCUCCGAAAGCAAGUGAUUGAAUAUGUGGGGGGUUCCRAAAGCACAUGCGGGAAAUCUUAGCCCAGAACUCGAUCUACGCCCCCCUCAAGAUUAGGGGUUUUGUUGUAGUUUGUGGCAUCUGGACCUCACCGUCCCUGAUGGUGUCUGCCACCGAGAACAAAACAACGACCGCCGUGAAUGUGGGCGUCCUUCUAGAUUUAAGUAGUUGGGUGGGAAAGAUGAGUUUGAGUUGCAUCGACAUGUCGGUCUCUGACUUCUAUGUUUCUCGUCCUCAACACAACACCACAAUUGUCCUUCACAUCAGAGACUCCAAGGGCGAUGUUGUGGGAGCUAUUGCUCAAGGCAUGGAGCUGAUACAGAAGAAUAAAGUAGAAGUGAUGUUGGGGGUGGAAAAUUGGUGGGAAGCAUACUUCAUUUCGAAGCUGGGUGAAAAAGCUGAGGUCCCAAUCAUCUCGUUUGCACCAAAAACCUCCACUCUCUCUUAUCUCAAAUCUCCAUACUUGUUCGGUAUAGCCCAGGAUGAGUCCUCCCAAGUUUACGCCAUUACCACCAUUGUUAAAAAUUUUGGUUGGAAGCAGAUUGUAGCUAUGUACCAGGACGAUGGGUUUGGAAACUGGAUCAUAGCUGAUCUCAUCCAGGCUUUGCAGGACAUAAACAUUCAUGUUCACCGAAGCAUGAUUGAGGCAGAUUCUUCUGGCGAUCAGAUCGGAGAAGAGCUUCAGAGAUUGAAAACAAUGUGGAUGAGAGUUGUGGUGGUUCACAUGGGGCACAUUCUGGCAACUCAUGUUUUCGACAAGGCGGAGGAAAUUGGGAUGAUGAGCGAAGGCUAUGCGUGGAUUCUGAGUAGCACCACAGCAAAUGUUCUAAGUAGUUUGAAUUCUUCAACUCUCAGCUCAAUGCAGGGAGUUUUGGGAGUAAAGGCCUACGUGCCGAGAACAUUGGAGCUUCAAAACUUCACCACUCGAUGGAGAAAGAAAUUCCGACAACAGAAUCCAACCGUCGAUGACCCGAAAUUAGAUGUUUAUGGAUUGUGGGCUUACGAUGCCGCUUGGGCGCUAGCCAUGGUGGUUGAGAGAAUCAAAAUGGAUCCCAAUUUGACUUCUGGGGUGUCUCAAAAUCAUCAAAAUGGUAAGAAAAUCAGGGAGUCACUGUGGAAGACGAAAUUCAAAGGGAUUAGUGGGGAGUUUAGGCUGGAUAAAGGCCAAUUAGAGUCCCCAACUUUGGAGAUAGUGAAUGUAAUGGGAGAUGGACAAAUAAUGAGGGUGGGAUAUUGGACGCCUGGAAUGAAUCUGACCAGAGAUUUGAAACUAAAAGGUAAAUUAAGUUCCAUAAUUUGGCCGGGGGACUCAACUACAGCUCCUACGGGAUGGAAUAGACAGAAGAAACUGAGGAUAGGAGUUCCAGUAAACAAUGUUUUCAUGCCUCUUGUCUUCAAGAAUAAUGGUUCAAUUUCCAUCUCUGGAUACUGCACAGAUAUCUUCGAAGCAGUUGUUGCAGAGCUUCCUUAUCCUCUUUCUUAUCAUUAUGUUCCCUUCUCAGCCGGCACCUACGAUGAAUUGAUCAUGCAAGUGUCUGUAGGGAUUUUUGAUGCUGCAGUUGGAGACAUAACAAUAUUAGCAAACAGAAGUUCGCUCGUGGACUUCACUUUGCCAUUCUCGGAAACUGGAAUUUCUGUGGUGGUUCCUGUAAGACAUAACUUGAGAAACCGUUCAUGGGUUUUCUUGAAGCCAUUGACUUUGGACCUCUGGAUCACGAGCUUUUGCUUCUUCAUCUUCAUUGCAUUCGUCGUUUGGAUUCUCGAGCACCGGAACAAUGAAGACUUUUCUCGCGGCUCUCCGUCUCACCAGAUCGGAACCAGUCUCUGGUUCUCCUUCAGCACCAUGGUCUUCGCACAGAGGGAGACAUUAGUAAGCAAUCUGGCGAGGUUGGUGGUAGUGAUAUGGUUCUUCGUGGUGUUCAUUCUAACUCAAAGUUACACAGCAACCUUAACGUCAUGGUUAACAGUUCAGCAGCUGCAACCGGUGACCGACAUUAAUCAGAUCAUAAAGAAUGAUUGGCAUGUUGGAUAUCAAAGAGACUCUUACGUUUACGACACAUUGAAGCUUUUAGGCAUUAAAAAUUUGGUACCCUAUGACUCAGUAGACCAACUGCACCAGCUCUUCACAAAAGGAAGCUGCAAUGGCGGCCUCGAUGCUGCCAUUGACGAGACCCCUUACAUGAAGCUCCUCCUUUCAACAUAUCCUGAUAACUAUACCUUGGGCGAUUCUCAAUAUAAUGGCRGCGGUUUUGGAUUUGCAUUCCGAAUAGGUUCACCUCUGGUAGAUGAUAUGUCGAAGGCAGUGUUGCGUGUGACUCAGAGUGAUAAAAUGAACAAAAUACAAGACAAGUGGUUUAAGAAGAAAAUCAGCCAACAAUCUUGCAUCGCCAACUCCUAUCAGUUAGCCUCUUCUUCAAGCCUUGACCUCAGUUACUUUUGGACCUUAUUCCUCAUCUCUGCUUCCACGGCUGUCUUCGCUCUCAUCCUCUAUUUCUUCCCAACACUCUCACUCGACUACUACACAAUAUGGCCAAGAAUCGCCACCACCUUCCACAUUUUCCGAUUCGAAUAUAGCCGUCGGGGGAGCAGGGUGGCGACGGUGGAUGCCUCUCCAACCACCACUGCCCCGUCCCGUCCUUCCAGCAAUUCGGAACAUGGUAAUCAAGCAUCUUUAGAGAUAAUACACCGUCAUUGAAAUCAUUACAUACUUUGUCUUAAAAACUCUUCAAGUUAUUUCACUUUUGGUCGCAUGAAUCUUUCUAAUGUCUGAUUCUUUAUAUAAAGAGACUAUGAUUCUUUUUUCGCAUUAAAA
Molecule: messenger RNA, 6170 nt
Organism: Momordica charantia (bitter melon)
Lineage: Eukaryota; Viridiplantae; Streptophyta; Magnoliopsida; Cucurbitales; Cucurbitaceae
Source: RefSeq, a predicted model, not a curated record